Molecule: messenger RNA, 528 nt
Organism: Camellia sinensis
Lineage: Eukaryota; Viridiplantae; Streptophyta; Magnoliopsida; Ericales; Theaceae
Source: RefSeq, a predicted model, not a curated record
AUGGUGGGACCUUCUGACACGAGAAGGCGGGGCAGGCGUUGUGAAUAUCACAAAGAUCACGGUCAUGAUACGGACAGUUGCUAUGCCCUGAAAGAUCACCUUAAGGAAUUGGUGCAAGAUGGCCAGCUCCAGCAGCAUGUCCGGAAGAGCACAAUCAAAACUAUUGCCCUUCGGCAGAAGUCACCUCCCCUUGGCGUUAUUCAUAUGAUAUACAGCCUUCCAACGCCACGUACAAUACAUGCAAUUCAGUCAGCCUCCCAGAAGCAACGCACACAAACGAAACAGCCCCACGAAGCUCAGAGUAUUAUCUUCGACGAUUCUGACCUUAUCGGCAUAACACUUCCCCAUAUUGAUCCAUUGGUCAUUGUACUACACGUGAACCGAUUUACCAUUGAACGCAUCCUCAUAGACCAAGGGAGCACUUCAGAGGUUAUGUAUUACGAGACCUUCAUCAAACUCAGUUUCAACGAAUCAGAACUGUCUCUGGCUCCUCAUCCGUUAUUCGGCUUCAACGCAAAUCCCGAGUAG